AUGACUACGGACGUGCACUUUAAAAAGUUAUGGAGAACGCUUAAAUAUUAUCAACAAAUAACUCGGCCUAUUACCGUCGUCAUUAUACCCAAUUUUGAGGCGUACCUGGAAUUCGUGGAUGCCGUUAAGACCUAUCCCAUGUCUUUUCCGGUGUGGUUCAUUCUGUUUCUCUACAUCCCUGACAUUAGCACCCAUGAUUAUUGCCGUCAACCCAUCGGUAAUCCCUUUAAUCUAACGUUCGACACGCAGAUGUUAGUAUUGUGUAACAACGAGACAAUCUUGCGAGAAUGGUAUUCCGUCAAGGGCGACAUUGUCAAAAUCUUUGACUUGGCGGAAUGGAGAGACGAUAAACGAUUCGUUCCUCUGACAAAUCUAUCUCUCUACGAACGGAGGAACGACAUGGAAGGAGUUGUACUACGGGCGGUCGCGUCUGAGAGUUUAUUUUCAACGAUUGAUGGGAAUCAGGUGGCUACUAUGUAUGGAAAAGUGUUGGAGGAGCUCACGAGUUCUCUUAAUUUCACCGUGAACAUUGUCUCGCAAAUAACCGAACACGGUAUACAGAAUCGACAAACUCUCAUCUGGUCUGGAGUGAUGGGCAAGAUGGUAUCGGGUUGUGCAGAUUUUGCUGUCGCCGACAUGUCGUUGACGAGUCUUCGAAAGGAUUAUGUCGAUUUCACGCUGCCUUUAAUUGUAUCUAGAAUCAAUUUAUAUAUCAAGGAACCAGGAAUGUGUGGUGUCAAAUGGAUCGGCUAUUUUCAGACUUUCAAUUCGUGCACGUGGGUUACAAUUAUCAUACUGAUAGCGACCGUACCACUACUCUUAUUCUUCAUGAAAUCAUACCGCGGUCAAUCACGAAACGCCAUGGAUCUGAUCUCUGAGAAUUUCAUCUGCAUUUGGGGUAUUUUUUGUCAGCAGGCGCUUAUAGAGUUUCCGAAAAAUUUAUCGCUGCGCGUCGCGUACUUCACGAUAUUUUUGACGGCGAUGUCGAUAAUGGCCCACUAUUCAGCGGCGUUAAUUUGUUUUCUGACAGUAUGUAAUCGCGUUCUGCCUUUUCAAACGCUAGAAGAAUUCGCUGAUGACGGUACUUAUAAAUUAACCAUGCUACGUGGUACUGCUGACUACGGUGUAAUUACUGUAAGUUCACUCAGCGAUCGAAGAGUCCGACUUUCACUUUUGGCUUAUACACGUUUUGAGCGAUCAAAAUUAUGUCAAACUAUUACAUUUGAAGAUUCAGACGCGAGUAUUCUUGAUAUUCAACGACAAGAAGAUUGGAAGAGCUCGACAAUCACGGCAAACUACGUCGAAGAUUCUGUAGACAACAAAGAAGAAGUUAGAAAAAUUAUCGCGAAUGAAAUUUACAAUGCACCAACAACCUCAACUGCACAUCUGUUGUUAGAUCAAAUUGAGUGCAUCCAGAAGCACGACCACUUACUGAGCGGUCGUGCUUCUAGAUGCACCCAUUGUGUUGCGCAAAUUCUGCUUCAUUUUCGCUGUCAAAGAGUUACUAGAUUCUGCUUGGUUUCUGCUGUAAAUCUGUUGACGUUAUCUCAUAUGCCGUUAUCAAAACGGAAGCGAUUAGCUAAGUUUCAGGCGCAGCACGAGGCUAAACUUUUCUAUGUAAAACUGAUGAAAUUAUUGAAGGACGAAUCGGAAUUGCCAAGGAAUUUAAAGGAAGGCUUCAUGCAAGUAUGCAAUGAGAAAAAUGUUGCCUUUAUGGUGCUGAGUGCUCGAAAGAAAAGCGUAGAAAAGGAGAUACCCUGUAAGUUGUCGAGCAUUACUACUGAAAGGAUAGACAAUUUAGCAAUGAUCCUCUCAAAAAAUAAUCCGUAUACAGGCGUCAUAAAUUAUUAUUUGCAGAAAUUUUUAGACAAUGGUAUGAUAAUGCGUCUGAGGGAAACAUAUUCGCCGCAGUUGGUGGAAGACAAGAUUUACAGGCCAGUUUAUUUGUUUAACGUCAUUCCAAUUUUGGCAAUUCUCUGCGGAGGCUUUAUUAUAAGCACCAUGAUAAUGAUUAUAGAGAAAAUUUAUUAUCGAUCGAGAAAGAAAUUUUAAUUAAGAGUAUUUCAUCCUUCCAGGAAGCUAUUUAUCAAGAAAUAUAAUAAUUGAGAUUAAACUUAUAA
Molecule: messenger RNA, 2120 nt
Organism: Cyphomyrmex costatus
Lineage: Eukaryota; Metazoa; Arthropoda; Insecta; Hymenoptera; Formicidae
Exons: 9
Coding region: 1-2052 (683 amino acids)
Cellular component (GO): membrane
Molecular function (GO): ligand-gated monoatomic ion channel activity
Source: RefSeq, a predicted model, not a curated record